Hyaloscypha bicolor E is the source of this 1464-nucleotide messenger RNA. Its product is annotated as kinase-like protein. Gene Ontology annotation, cellular component: nucleus; cytoplasm. The coding region runs from base 213 to 1355 and encodes 380 amino acids. The record is from RefSeq and is a predicted model, not a curated record. The transcript has 4 exons. Lineage: Eukaryota; Fungi; Ascomycota; Leotiomycetes; Helotiales; Hyaloscyphaceae. Gene Ontology annotation, molecular function: cyclin-dependent protein serine/threonine kinase activity; ATP binding. Gene Ontology annotation, biological process: protein phosphorylation.
AACUUUUAACAGGGAUUUUUCUUCUUCGACUUCUCGAACCUUUCUGGAAGCCCAAAUUGUUCACGUUUACGAUAGGGGUAUGCAAGAAAUCCGAAAUAGCUCUGCUGUUCAAACUCUCCCUUUACAAACACCCCUCACUAUCGAGCUAAACAGCCAAGCGUGCCUGGACCUGGAUGGCACCGGGUUCCUCGGAUGGGGUUGUUGAGGUAGCCAUGGCUUCCGGAUCCAAUUGGAGAUCUUCCUUGGGUGCAACGGAGCGGUACGCAAACAUAGAGAAGUUGAGGAAGAGUAAUGAAGCAAUGGGGCUAAGUUCGACUGGAACUGCCCAUAAGACCGCUUUUGAUACAGAAGCAGAUGCGUACAAUACCUCUGCAUCAAGAGAAGCGUACGAUGGCGCCUGCAACGGCAUCAUCACUGUCGCAGCGGAUCUGGGACACCCCGAUACAAUUCCUGAUACGCCUGGAAUCUCAAUAGGUACCUAUCGAGAUUGUCACUAUCUGGCGUCAGGUCUCGUAGCCGAAGUCUAUCGGUCAAAAGCCGUUGCUCUGAAAGUCAUCACCGAGACCAGAGAUGUGGAACCCCAUAACCCGGCCCGAGAAGUCAAAAUCUUGACAGAAGCAUCUCAUUCGGCCAUUAUAAAGAUAACAGAGACAUUCAGAGACCAAGAAGGAAGGCUCGUGCUAGUUUUCCCCUUCAUGCCUCUCACACUCGCCAAGAUCAUCGGCUCAGGGGCUGUUGCGGACAGCCUCACACGCUCAUGCUUCCAUGAUCUCUUCUCAGCUCUUGAAUAUCUCCACGCAAGUGGAAUUAUUCACCGGGAUAUUAAGCCAUCCAAUCUUCUCCUAAAAUCAAAGACAGGACCAGCAUAUCUCUCGGACUUUGGCACAGCAUGGCAUCCUACAUUUUCAGCCGUAGAUGAGCCAUCGAGUCACAAAGUCCUCGAAGUAGGUACCACCUGCUAUCGAGCACCGGAAACUCUUUUCGGCAACAGAUCAUACAAUUCGAGUCUCGAUAUGUGGGCAGCUGGCACGAUGCUCGUGGAGUGUUUACGAAAUCCGCCGAAAUCCUUAUUUGAGUCCAGAGAUACCUCGGAAGAUGGAAAUCAGCUGGGGCUGAUAUUGAGCAUGUUUAAGACUUUAGGGACACCGAUGAAGGAUACUUGGCCUGAAGCAGCGAGCUUCUCAACUCCGCCUUUUGAGUGGUAUCAGGAGUUUCCGGGGCAUUCGUGGGAGGAGUUAUUGCCUGGUGUAGGUGGGGAUGCUAAGGAUUUAGUGAAAGGAUUGGUCUGCUAUGAAAGCGGGAAGAGGUUGACUGCUGCUCAAGCUUUGGGUCAACACUUUGUCAGCAGGAAAUAAUAAAAGAACAAGUUAUGAAUCACAACUGGAGGCAAAGAAGAGGCAGUGAAGUCGAUGCAUCUCAUUCCAUAAUGCAGCUCACAACCCAUCAUGCAUUCUUUAAACCCCC